Lindgomyces ingoldianus is the source of this 1476-nucleotide messenger RNA. RefSeq names its product PLP-dependent transferase. NCBI's taxonomy places the organism in Eukaryota, Fungi, Ascomycota, Dothideomycetes, Pleosporales, Lindgomycetaceae. Gene Ontology annotation, biological process: molybdopterin cofactor metabolic process. Gene Ontology annotation, molecular function: molybdenum cofactor sulfurtransferase activity. The record is from RefSeq and is a predicted model, not a curated record. The transcript has 2 exons. Bases 1 to 1476 code for a protein of 491 amino acids.
AUGCAAGAGAGGCUCGCGUACAAUGAAAAGAUAUCACUACUCCGAGAUGACGAAUAUCCGAUGCUCAAGGGAAUUACGUAUCUUGAUCAUGCUGGUACCUCUUUGUACUCAAAGUCGCUCAUCGAUGCAUUCUCUAGGGAAAUGAUGUCUCAGGUCCUCGGAAACCCCCAUUCAACAUCUACAUCUGCGCUGAAUACCUCUCAACGCAUCCAGGACGUCCGAAUUAGGGCACUAAAACUCUUCAGAGCAGACCCCGAGCACUUCGACAUCAUAUUCACCGCCAAUGCCACCGCGGCAAUUAAGCUUGUCCUAGAAGCGUUCGCAGGAUAUAAAUCGGGGUUCUCCUAUCGCUACCACCGUGACUCGCAUACAAGCCUUGUGGGGGGCAGGGAGCUGGCCUCUCGGAGUCAGUGCUUUGCGUCUGACACAGAAGUAGAAAUGUGGAUGAACCGACGGCGCAGGUGUUCGUUGUUAUCCUUGUUUAAAACUAAGAAGAGUCAUACAAAUCCAUCCCUCUUCGCUUAUCCCGCUCAAUCAAAUAUGAACGGCCGUCGGCUUCCCCUGACGUGGCCUUCCAAGCUCCGCAACUCCAGUCACCAGAACGCUUACACCCUUCUCGAUGCCGCCGCACUUGUAUCCACCUCUCCCUUAGACCUUAGCGACCAUACCACAAGUCCUGAUUUUACCGUCCUGAGUUUCUACAAAAUAUUCGGGUUUCCAGACCUAGGGUGUCUCAUCGUGCGGAAAGCCUCAGCGCAUGUCUUCGAGCAACGCAAAUAUUUUGGAGGUGGGACCACGGAAAUGGUGACGGUUUCCCCGGAGCAGUGGUUUGUGAGAAAGGAGAACUCGUUGCACGAAAGAAUGGAAGAUGGUACAUUGGCGAUACGUAGUAUCAUUGCGUUGGGAUGUGCGAUCGAUGUGCACGAGAGAUUGUUUGGCGGAUUGGACAAGAUCUCGACGCAUACUGGGUUUCUUGCGAAGUAUGCAUACAGCAUACUAGAAGGGCUGAGGUAUGAAAAUGGAAGACCCGUCUGUCAGAUUUACAAAGGUGAACGUUCGACUUAUGGGGAUCAAAUAACUCAAGGUGCAAGUAUUGCCAUGAAUCUCCUCCACAGCGAUGGAAGUUGGAUCAGCAGUUCCACGGUACAAAAGCUAGCCAAGACGAAGGAUAUCCAUAUACGAACAGGUAGUCUGUGUAACCCAGGGGGCAUGGCACAAACGCUUGGUCUAGGGUCUGUAGAAAUUAAGAGGGCGUUCGCGGAAGGGUUUCGGUGUGGUCAGGAGGCGGAUGUGAGGGCUGGGGUGCCAAUGGGCAUGGUGAGGAUUAGUUUCGGAGCGAUGAGUACAGUCGAUGAUAUUGAAAUGUUCAUACAAUUUCUGAGGGAGGAAUUUGUUGACUCUGGGGGUGAGGGGGUAGGGGAGAAGGGAGUUGGGGGUAGUAGUAGUCAAGCGGAGAGCUGUGAUUUGAAGGCGUAG